UUCCCGAGUUAACUUAAAGCUUAGCCGGCUCUCUUCUCUGGGCACGCAACUCUCACCCUUUCUGUGUAAAAAAGAAAAGAAAAGAAAAGAAGAGGAAAGAAGCUAAAGUAGAUCUAUCAAGCAAAGCCAUGUCCAGCGAGAACGAGCCCGCGAAACUGCUGUUGCCGUACCUACAAAGAGCCGACGAGCUGCAAAAACACGAUCCUUUGGUCGCUUACUACUGUCGAUUAUAUGCGAUGGAGAAAGGGUUAAAGAUUCCACAGAACGAGCGCACCAAGACCACCAAUUCUCUCUUUAUUUCCCUUAUGAAUCAACUUGAAAAGGAUAAGAAGUCGCUGAAGUUGGGACCUGAAGACAAUUUGCAUCUGGAAGGAUUUGCACUAAAUGUGUUUGGGAAGGCAGACAAGCAAGAUCGUGCUGGCCGAGCAGACUUGAAUACUGCAAAAACAUUUUAUGCAGCGAGCAUUUUCUUUGAGAUUUUAAACCAGUUUGGUGCCCUUCAGCCUGAUCUUGAGCAGAAACAGAAGUACGCAGUUUGGAAAGCUGCAGAUAUAAGGAAAGCUUUGAAAGAAGGAAGGAAGCCCAAUCCAGGUCCUCCUGAUGGUGAUGAAGAUUUGUCAAUUCCAUUGAGCACCCCCAGUGGUGGUUAUGAUAUUGGGCCUACUGAAACUGCAGCUACCAGUCCUCGACCAGAAUCUGAUCAGUCAUCUCUUUUCCAUGACCAAGUCAGUGACCAGCACUCUUCUAGCCUUCCACCAUCAAGCCAGUUUCAUGAGAGGGUUAACAACCAGCAUUCUGCACAUGUUGCAUCACAGCCUCAAUUCCAUGACUCGGUUAACAACCAACAUUCUACAGGCAUCCUGCCACCACCUCCUUCUUACCCUUCUGCUGGUUAUGCUUCCCAUGAUUUUCAUCCACCACCUCCAGCCAGCAGAUCAGAGAAUGAUACAUAUUCUCAGCCGUACCACCAUCAAUCCUACUCGCAAGAACUUCAUCAGCAUGCGCCACAUAAUUAUCCAUCUCAUGACACUUCCUCCUACUCAUAUCCCAACUUCCAGUCUUAUCCCGGCUUCACAGAGAGCAGUUUCCCAUCUGCCCCCUCACAUUAUCCUUCUUAUUAUCAGGGCUCAGAUUCUUCCUAUGCUCCACAGUCAGCUCCUCCAAGCAGCUAUCUAUCAACUGCCCAAUAUACUACAAGCAGUACAAAUGGGACUGACUCGGAUCCUGGCCCUACUUCAACUCAAACAUACCAAUAUGACAGCAAUUACCAGCCUCCACCUGAGAAAAUUGCUGAGGCACACAAGGCUGCAAGAUUUGCAGUUGGAGCCUUGGCAUUUGAUGAUGUGUCAGUUGCAGUGGACUACUUAAAGAAAUCUCUUGAACUACUGACAAAUCCAUCGGCCAAUCAAUAACGUCAGGGUAGCAUCCUACAUAUAAUGUCCACCAAACAGUUUCUAAUCAACGACUAAUAGUGUAGGCCCUGAGAAGCAAUGGGAAUAGGUCGUUCUUGUUUCGGGCAACCGAGCUCCAAAAGACAGCCCAAAGGAUAUUUGAAUGAUCAGGAUGUUGGUUUAUCAUCAUCUAUUGUUGAGUUCAUGAAGCGAGCAUGUUCUUGGAGAAGGAAUGAGAUAAAGAAGAGGCAGUUUUAACCGCAAGAGCAGCAGCAGCAGCAGCCUGAAAAAGACAAUGAGUUAUCUACUCUGGAGGAAUGUCUAUUAGCUUCACCAUUGUUGAAUAGCUAUAACACUAAUGAAGACGAAGUAAACCACCAUGCUCUGAAGCAGAACAAGUUAUGUACCUUCGAUUAUGUCUCUAACCCAAGGCAAAGGCUUCUAAAGGUUGAUGAAGUCGACAGUAGUGAAGUUAAUGCUCCUUCUUCGUUGAACAGAAGCCAAAGUGGGAAGAUGAAGAAGAGGGUAAGCUUUAGACAACUAGAAGAGGCUGAUAAAAUCGUAUAUUAGAUACUGCUUAAUUUUCUCGAGCAAGUGCUACUUUGGAUUGUGGGAAUUUCCUAAAUGGUAAUGAUAAUGUUAAAAUUAAUCUUACUAGCUACUAAAUUUUGUGUAAGAUGUGCUAAUAAGGGUGGGAAAACAGUUGUCAAAUUUGUUUGGAAAAUAAUGAAAAAUUGGCAACACUUUUUCAUGUAA
This is a messenger RNA of Hevea brasiliensis (rubber tree), 2147 nucleotides long. RefSeq names its product protein HOMOLOG OF MAMMALIAN LYST-INTERACTING PROTEIN 5. The transcript is spliced from 7 exons. Gene Ontology annotation, cellular component: multivesicular body. Gene Ontology annotation, biological process: late endosome to vacuole transport via multivesicular body sorting pathway. The record is from RefSeq and is a predicted model, not a curated record. NCBI's taxonomy places the organism in Eukaryota, Viridiplantae, Streptophyta, Magnoliopsida, Malpighiales, Euphorbiaceae. The coding region runs from base 129 to 1412 and encodes 427 amino acids.